This is a messenger RNA of Colias croceus (clouded yellow), 17396 nucleotides long. Its product is annotated as histone-lysine N-methyltransferase 2C-like. The transcript is spliced from 53 exons. Gene Ontology annotation, biological process: positive regulation of transcription by RNA polymerase II. The record is from RefSeq and is a predicted model, not a curated record. Gene Ontology annotation, molecular function: histone H3K4 methyltransferase activity; transcription coactivator activity; histone binding. The coding region runs from base 146 to 15400 and encodes 5084 amino acids. Gene Ontology annotation, cellular component: nucleus; MLL3/4 complex. NCBI's taxonomy places the organism in Eukaryota, Metazoa, Arthropoda, Insecta, Lepidoptera, Pieridae.
AUCGCAAGCGAGUGUUGUACUUUUUUCGGAGUUUGAUGCUUCUUUAUUGUUAUUAUUUUAAAACGUAAAAGAAAUGUAUUUCUAUUCAUUUAUAAAAGUGUUUCCGUGAGUUUGGUUUUUUACAAGUCCAUCGCAAAGACUUGCGAUGGACGUACCAGACGAAGGAGUGUUGGACGUGGACUCAUUAGUUGACGAUGGGUCCGAUGAAGAAUGUGAAGCUCAGCCUUCUUCAGAUUUUUAUGCAGGACCAGCAUCAACGCCUACAUCAUGUGCAUCAUCUCCAAGAGGCGAAGAGCCAGCAUCCCCUCACGCUGCAGUGUCUCAAACUGCAUUUUUUCAUCAAACAUACACACGCCCAUUCUUUACAUCACGACGAGGACCUGGCAGACCCCGGAAGGAGGGGGUCAAAUUGGCGAAAGAGGGCAAAAUUGUUAGGAGGUAUAGAGGUAAUGCUGGAACAUUGAGAGGUGCUAAACGCCACCGCACUAGUAGAGAUGAUGCACUUGAUGAUAUGAUGGAAGAUGAUGAUUUUACAAUGCCAGCCCCAGAAGAGCCACCUUACACACCAGAAAAGUGGCCUGGCAAAGUUUGUGCCUUGUGUAACCUAAGUGAACGCAGUCAGCUAGGACAAGGAGAGAUGAAGCAAAUACCUUGUAGCGUGGAGGAGGAUGGUAACACUACACCAGCUGCGACUUCAGUACCCACUACUCCUACACCCACAACUCCUACUAACUUGCCUGCUGGUUUGGCGUCACCACCAUUGGAAAUGUUGGAUGCUACUCAACAACAAGCUUUACUACCUUUGAGUAGGAGACAGAAGUCAUUUAACAAGUGCAAGACACCAUUAUACAACAUGGAACAUACAGAUGAAUUGUCAAUAAUUGGACACAUAGACUCAGUGGAAUUGCCUUCACUAGUAUCUUCAGGAAUGCUUUACAUUCAUCGCUGUUGCCUUGAGUUCAGUCCACCUUUCCAAGAAGAAGUUGCUGCAUCUAGUUCAGAAGAAAAUAAAGAACAGUUGGAAGAAGCUAGAGUUAGAGGAAUUGUUACAGCAGCGCUUCUGAGAAAGUGUUCAUUUUGUCAACGCCAUGGUGCUAGUAUACCUUGCAAGAUGAGCUGUAGCAAAUACUACCAUUUGCCAUGUGUUCUUGCUUCUGGAGGAUUUAUGGACUUCCAAACAAAAUCUUCCUUCUGUAAAGACCAUUUAUAUCAAGCACCUCUUGUGUGCACUGCUGAUAUUGAUUGUAGGACUUGUCGAACAAUAGGAGACAUGUCCAAUCUCAUGACAUGUGUAAUUUGUGGAGGACAUUAUCAUGGCACUUGUGUGGGACUUGCUCAGCUGCCAGGAGUGCGCGCGGGCUGGUCGUGCCGCUCGUGCCGCGUGUGCCAGGUGUGCCGCGGCGAGGCGGUGGGCGGCGCGGAGUCGCGCGCCGUCACCUGCGAGCACUGCGACAAGCUGUACCACGCGAUGUGCCUGCGCCCCGUCAUGGCCACCGUGCCCAAGUACGGGUGGAAGUGCAAGUGUUGCCGCGUAUGCUCGGACUGCGGCUCGCGGUCACCCGGCGCUGGACCAUCUUCCCGUUGGCACGCGCACUACACAGUGUGCGAUUCUUGCUACCAACAAAGGAAUAAGGGCUCAUGCUGUCCGCUGUGUCGACGGGCGUAUCGAGCCGCAGCAUAUAGAGAUAUGAUACGGUGUACUGCGUGUCGGAGAUUUGUUCACGGAAUGUGUGAUCCGGAUGCAGAUCCACAGCAGUAUAAACAGAAAAAGGAUCAAAACCCAUCAUAUGAAUACACAUGCCCAUUAUGCAAAGCGCAUAUGCAAAUGGCAUCUAAGACAGGAUCAUUUGAAGAGGACAACAUGGCGUCUACAUCACAAGAUUCAUCAUUUGGUGAUGAAAAUUCACAAGAGCAAGAUCCUCUUGCAAUAGAGUUAAAGUCGGACGUAGGAUUGGGUAAAGGCAAACCAUAUUCGGUAUCAUCAAAGGUUGCAAAGAAGAAAAUUGGUGGUUUUAAAUUAAAAGGCGGGUUUCCUCCGGCUGGCAAACUAGGAUUUCAAAAACGUCAACGCUCAGUACUUGAGUUUGGUAGAAAGAGAGGAUCGAAACCGAAAAUGCGAGGAGUUUUCGGAGUACCCGGAUUGGGUCUCCAGAGACCACAGGCACCAGAUAAUAAGACGCCUGAAGAUGAUCCAGGGGUCGAAAAUAAGUUAGUCCUAUGUUCAAGUAAGGACAAAUUUGUGCUGACUCAAGAUUUAUGUGUGAUGUGCGGUGCUAUUGGAACUGAUUCGGAAGGAUGUCUUAUUGCUUGCGCGCAGUGUGGACAGACGUAUCAUCCUUACUGUGUUAAUAUUAAGGUAUCGCAAGUGAUAGUGUCCCUUGGCUGGCGUUGCCUAGACUGCACGGUAUGCGAAGGCUGCGGUUCGCGCGGAGACGAAGGUCUUCUCGUACUAUGUGACGAUUGUGACACCGCGUGGCAUACAUACUGUGCGCGGCCGCAGCUGGCUGACGUGCCGCGGGGCGCGUGGCGCUGCGAGCGCUGUCGGCGCUGUCUCGUGUGCGGGACGAGGGACACGCAGCUGUGGUGUGACAACUAUACGGAAUGCGCGCCGUGUGCCUCCCUGGUGAUGUGCUGCGUGUGCUCAGAGCCGUACUCGGACGGCGAGCUGAUCAUACAAUGCGUGCCGUGCGCGCGCUGGCUGCACGCCGCGUGUGAUAACAUACGCAGUGAGGCGGAUGCCGAACUGUGCUGUCGUGCUGGAUACAAAUGCGGACUCUGCCGCGGUCGCGACAUACCGCCGCCGCAUUUAGCGCGUGCAAUAGAACCGGCUAACUCCCACAACUCAAGUUCAUCCAAACCCGCGGGACGUCUAACCGCACUAGCUCUAGGAUUAGCCGGAGAAUACUACGUGGAUGACGUGUGUCUGUCACAACGUGGGGCACAUCAUAUGAAGCAAUUGGAGGCGGAGUUAGGGGUUACACACACGCGCCGCAAGAGGCGCUUUAAACAUGAAAAUACGGAGAAGGACGCCGUGGUUCAGAACUCUGAAGCAGAUGGGGGCGAUGACACCAAGCCCGACACUACAGCGGAAGUUAAAGAAGAACCAGGCUUAUCUACGAACGCCAAUCUCAAAGAGGGCAUCCUAUGGAACGUGGCCAACGAUGGCCCAGUACCAGAAGGCUUUACAAUCUACACUACAGACUCUGGUCUAACUGUACUACGUAGGAAGAGACAGAGGAACUUGAACAAGCUUGGUAUUGGCGGGUUCGUUGUGCGACAGAGGCAGACGACAAAAGCGCAAAAUGAGGAUGAAAAAGAAGGGGAUGGUACGCAACAUUCGGGGGAAUCGCCGAGUAACAAACGAAAACCGAGACGCAAACCUCGCUCUAAAUUGAUGGAACAAUUUCCCUCAUACAUGCAGGAAGCAUUCUUCGGAAAAGAUCUGUUGGAGCCGGCGAAACCAGCAGGUGAAGAAGGCGCCCGGUCACCAGAACUAGGAGCGUUGGAUAAUUCAGAUUCGGACGGCGAGGACGUAAUGGCGGCGUUGUGCGCGUACGCAGAUCGGGACGCGACUGCUUGUAUUUCGCUCUCUCAGGAAGAGGUAGAGGUGCUCACGUCCCUCAAGCCAAAAGAAGAGAAAGAUGAUUUAUCAAACGCAAUGGGCCUCGAUGGUAACAUAAAAAUAAAGACUGAAGGUACAGAAGAUUGCCAAUUGAAGCACACUGAAGAUUCAACAGCGCUCAAAAAUGCUAUACUGGGCCCGCAUCAUGCGGAGAUAGAACAAACGCCUGCAAGCACUGAUGGGGUAGCGCCAGUGCCACCCAAAACUGAACCUAAUACUGAAAGCGCAGUAACGUCACAACCAGCCAUUUCACCAAAGGACGAAUUGUCCCUUCUCGGUGUGAAUCUAGACGCAAUGGUGCGAGACACACUACCAGAUAUGGACAGCAAUGACGUGGAUGAAAUAUUUAAAGGUGUUCUUACGGAUGACUCGCAGGAGUCUCAAGAAUCAUCAGUUUCAUAUGUAAACUCUAUCGGCGGAACGCCAUACUCGCAACAGAGACAACAAUUACAAAGUCCUAUGGAGUAUACAUCACCUUAUCAUCAUACCGAUUUUGGAAGCAGUGGGAGUAGUGCAUUGAGUCCUUUAUACUCAGAAAGUGGAUCUGGUACAAAUUGGCCUGAACAAAGCAAUGCCCCGCCGCCGUCAUACAACCAACGCAGUGCAGACAAAAUGCGUGCUGAUGAGAGUCUAGGCUCAGCAGCGACGAUAUCAGCGGUACUAUACGCAAACACUAACCACCCUGAAUGGAAAACUGAAUUCCCAAAUUGGGUUGAUCGCUGCAAGCAAAUAUUGAAGAAAUGGCGUGCGCUUCCCGCUGAACAAAAGGCACCGUACUUGCAGAGAGCGAGGGAUAACCGAAGCGCGAUACGUAUGAAGAAAGCCCAGCAGAGUUCGAGCGGGGCCAGCGGGGAGGGCGAGGCGAACACCACGCCGCCCACUCCCACGCCCACGCCCACGCCCGCGCCGCCGGUGCCCAGCGCGCCCGUCAGCGUCAGCGCUGUCAGCGUGCCCGCCGCGAACGCGCCCGCCGCGCCCGUCAGCAACGUCAGCAACGUCAGCGCCGUCGGGGUCGGGGCGGUCGGCGUGGGCGUCGCGAGCACGGACCAAGAGCGGGCUUGUAACCAACAAAGGAGUGCUCGUGAAGCGGAACAAGAACGACAGUGGAAGCAGUUACAGCAGAUGCGGCAGCAACAGACGCAACAACAACAACAGAUCAUACACGAUCAGAGGAUACAAGCAGCGAUGCAGCGCUUACGCACAGACGGCAGCCCCCCAUCAGGUGCAGUGGGCCCGCUCCCCACCACAGUACUAGCAGCACCCACUCAGCCCGUGAACGCGCCUGAAGCGCCGAGAAGCGCUUUCCCCGCUCAACGAUUCCCCUUGCAUUAUGCAAACGCGGACGAUAAUAUUAAUAGACAGUUGAGAGAACUGCUGCAGCGACACCCGGAGAAGAUGUGGCCGCCGCAGUCACACGAAGAGGGCGAAGGCGCGGGUUUCCGUUUGCCCUUACCCGUGGGAGGACACGCGCUACGACCGCGCGCGCCCGCACUGCCGAUGCACAGGGCGGACCUGCAGCCGCAACGUGAGCGCAUGUUUAACGCUUUGAUAAUGCAUCAACGUCUUAUGACGCCAGACGGUCAACAGCAGCAAAACAUGGCCAAUGUAGCGGCUCAGCAAAAUAUGGAUCAGAAACAAAAUAUCCAGUCGCAAGCCAACAACUCAAGUGCAGAUAACAAAGAGGAUGGUGGUCCAGAUCAAGGCAGUGAUGAGAUGGACAUUGGUGACAUGGAUAAAUUGGAACAGGACCCUGGCAAUAUAGGAGAGGUCGACAUUCUAACCGGGCUCGGUGCGGAGGACGAUGAGAAGCUUCUAGAAUCCCUCACAGCAGAAAUUGGGGAACAAUUCAAUAUACUGGAGUAUGCAGAUCCAGAAUUAGCGGCAUUGCACGCGGCUGAUCAUCUCUUGGACUCGCUCGAUUUGCCUGAUGAUCAUCAUAAUACUAAUACUAGACGGAACGAUGGUGACCAAAAAGCCGAUAACAAAAUGAGCAAUGAAUUGCAAAAUGCUGUAAAGAACAUUGAAGCAAAACCGGAAAUUAAAUCGGAGCUUGUCGAAGUUAAGUCUGAAGUAGUGGAGAUGAAGACGGAAGUAAAUACACAAAAUCCGGGGCAAAUGUUCCAAGAUGGCGUCCAAAGAGUCAUUACGCAUAGCCAACAGCUUGCUUUACAGAGUGCAAUGCAAGCCAUCAAGGCUGAGGUAAAACCUGAGGCAGAUGACAGUAAGCCCGAAGGCGAAUGGCAAAGACCAGUAUUUUCACAAAUGUUUGGAGUACAGCAACAACAGCAGCAACAACAACAGCAACAAGUAGCUGGUGCGCGUGCGCAACUCGCACCAGGCGCGAGACCGCAGCUGCAGUUUUCGUCUCAUCACAUGCACUUUGCUCAGGGCAACUCGAGCGUGACGAGCGCGAACGCGGCCAGUAUAGUGAGCGCGAUGACGGCGCAGGUGCAGGCGGCGCUGGCGGCGGGCCGCUCCAUCGCGCCCGGCACCAAGCUGCUCGGCGCGGACGGCGCCGUCGGCGUCGUGCGCCACGACCGCUCCGUGCUGCUCACCGCGCUGCCGCACUCCGCAACGGCAGGCGUGGCCCGCGCAGCACCACCUCCGUACCCGGGAGUUCGAGCGCUGAGCGCGGGCGGGCAGGCCCCGCCCCCCGCACAGCACGCAGCACACCACGCCCCUCAACACCAGCAACAUCAACAACACCAACAACACCAGCAACAUCAACAACACCAGCAACAUCAGCAGCAUCAGCAACACCACCAGCCGCCGCCGCCGCCCUACCCGCAACAGAUGGCGUAUGAGAUGUGCGAGGCGUGGCCCGACUGGCUGCCGCGCCGCCCGCUGCUGCUGCAGAACGUAAAUCAGGAGCAACCGUUGCUUCUGGAGGAGCUGUUGGAGCAGGAGAAGCGCGAGCAGGAGCGGGAGGGGGGGGAUUGGGGAGUGAGCGGCGCGGGCGGGGCGCCGGGCGCGGGCGCGGGGCCGGGCGCGGGGUUGGGCGCCGGCGCGGGCGCGGCGCCCCCGGCCGUGCCGCUGUACGGCGGGGCGCCGCCGCCCGCGCCCCCGCCGCCGCCCGAGCGCGCCGCCAGCGAGGCCGACGUGCACGCGCGCCACCUGUACGAGCAGUGGCUCAAGAACUACAACGCGUACGCCGCCGAUCAGCUGCGGUACUACGAGGCGGAAGUGCAAAAACUCCGCAAGAUUCGCAAGUCCCUGAACAGCAAGCAGCGCCAGUUGAGGAAGUCGGGCAAUGAAUUGAUGCCGAAUGAUGCAGCGGAGCUUCAGCGUGUCUCGACCGAACAGCAAGCAUUACAGAAACACUUGGAAGCUGCCAGAAAACAGGCGAGGCAGCACAGCAUGCUUAUGCAGGAAUACGAGACGAAGCAACGUCAACAAAAUCCCCAGCUUGCACAGCAAACGGUUAUUAAUCAACAACAAAUCUCAUCAAAUCAAGGCGCCUUCAAUCAAAACCAAAAUAUCGGACAAUCGUCACAAUUACAGCAACAAGCUACAAUAAAUAGAUCUAUGCAAAUAGGAUUGCAGGGCUCGUCUAUUCAGCAACAACAAACUCUGAUACGUACCCAACAAACGCUUCUUACUUCUGAUGGCCAGCCAUUGCAGCAGCAAAGAAUUGGUUUGGUGACGUCACCACUUAACGCUCAAGGAAGAAUUCUUCAAGGAGGCCGUACCCUUGUCAUAGAGCAAACAGGAGCGCCGCAGCAGCAAUUAGUUCGACAGUUACCCGGUGUACAAGAGCGGGCUCAAUCUGUUGGAGGAAUUGUACAAUUCGGUCAACAGCAAUUGCGAAACACAAUGCCACCAGGCAGUCAAACGCCGCGACCAGCUGGAUCGAGACCUGCAAUGUCACCGCUACACGUACAAUCUCCACACUCUCAGUCGCCGCUACAUUCUAUAGCCCCUCAGUCACCUUUGCAUCAUCUAACUUCGCCAAUGCAAUCGCCUUUGCAUUCGCAGCAAUCCCCGCUACAUCACACGUCUCAGUCGCCGUUGCAUUCAUCGACUCAAUCUCCUCUCCACACGCAACAGUCGCCGAUGCAUUCGCAACAAUCUCCUAUGCACGUACAAGCGACUAGCCAUCCGCAACAGAGUCCGAUGCAUCCACAGCAGAGUCCGAUGCAUCCUCAACAGUCUCCGAUUCACCAACAAUCGCCGAUGCACUCACAAAAUCAAAUGACUGCGCAUUCACCGAUGCAUCCGCAGCAGAGCCCGAUGCAUCCGCAACAAAGUCCAAUGCAUCCUCAACAGAGCCCAAUGCAUCCUCAACAAAGUCCAAUGCAUCCGCAACAGAGUCCGAUGCAUCCACAACAAAGCCCGAUGCAUUCUCAACAGUCGCCGAUGCAUAUACAACAAUCUCCUAUGCAUACGCAACAGUCGCCGAUGCAAUCGUCAAUGUCACCGCAACAUUUCUUACAACAGCUUCAAGCUCAAAGGACGAGUCCCCAAUUGCCGACACCCAGUCGCAGUCCCCAGAUUUAUCAACAAUCACAAAUACAAAGUCCGGUGACUUCGCAUUCACCUCAACUACAAAAUAGUGAUUAUGGUUCGGGAAGAUUUCCUCGACCGGCCCCAGGAUGUUCACCUCUUCCAACUCGAUUUGCUAGACCCCCGCAUCACCAACAAGGAAUGAGAGUUGGAGUGCCUUUUGGUUCUCGACAGCAAACUUCACCACUAGGCAGUCCACAACCGUUGCCUUCACCAGGAAAUACUUCAAAUGAAAUCGCUCGGCAGCAGAUGCUCCAACGGCAGCAGUACAGCCCGAUGGGCGGCGCGCCGGCGUCCCCGUCGGUGUCCCGCUCCCCGCACGUGGCGCGCACGCCCACCCCCUCCGCCUCGCCCGCCGCCUCCCCCGCGCCGCUGCACGACCACGGCGGCGGCCUCCACCACCACCUCGCGCCCUUCUCGCCCUUCUCGCCCUUCCCGCCCGGCUACAGAUACUUCAAGCCCGGCCUCUUCGGCGGCGCCCCCCCGUGGCCCACUAAGGAAGACGAGCGACGCCGACCCGCCCACGUCAGCAAAAUAUCCAUACUCAAACGAGGCUCCGCCCCGCGCCCCAGGUUCGCCGGCAAAACGGCCGCGCCAGAUUCACAGGAGGAAGGCGAGACGAGCGACGCGAGGAAAUACGUCAUUUACUCCAAUGAUGUCGAGUACGGGACGGACGCGAGGAUGAGCUUCGCGAAAGAUGAUGAUCUCGAACAUCUCGUUGAACAUUUGGACGAUGAUGAUAUUGUUGUCGUCGAGCCGGGCGCUAUAUCGCCUGAAGAAAGAAUCGCCACAGAGGAAGAUUUCGAGGAACUGAUUGAUAGUGGAAAACCGGAAGAUGAGGCCGAGGAAGAAACUUCGCAUGAGAAGGCACCUACCAGAACUGAAACUACGACGAAAACUGUCGCCGUUAUUAGCUUGGCGACAGCGAAGCAGCCGUCUAGUAACUUACAACAAUAUAAACUAGUAAACACCUCCCAAAGUUCGACUCUCUCGCGUUUACCUGUCUUGAGCGCGACGGUUCUUUCUCCUCACUCUAAUACGAAAAUAUUAAAUGAAGUUUCUCAAGCUACAGUGGCUUCGGUUUCUAUAGCGAAUCAAACCAUCUCCGUGCCGGUUUUGAAAAAUCUAUCUGUGCCGAUUGGAGGCGUCGGUGGACAUAGCAGUGGAUUGUCCAAAGCACAAAUUAAAAAAGUUCCAUUGAAUAUAACGAAUCAACAACUUAAUUUGUCAUCUCAGUCACAUAAUAAACCUAUGAGUUCAGUUAUAAGUGUAAUAUCCUCCAAUGUGCCGAAAGGUUCAUGUAUUAAUCCUGUUAUUACUCUCGCCACAUCAAAUACAAUUUCUGGACAAUCACGUGUUCCGGUAACAAUAAUGACGCAGCAUCAAGUGAAACAAAAGAUUGUCAAAACAAUUGAAAAACCGGUGGCACUGUCGCUUUCUAACACUAAACUGUCGAGUUUAUCUGUGACACAUGAUGCUACGCUGCCUGCCAAAAUAUUUCAAGAUGACGCUGCUUCUCCUGACAGUACAGUGACAUCUGAAAGUAGCCAAGAAGGACAAAAUCCAGUUUCAUCAACAUCCCAACAUAACAUGAUGUUGUCUACAAUGUCUCAAGAAUCUUCAUCAAAAGACACAAAACCGAUGUCACAUAAUAUAAAAGAUUCGAACAGAGAUAUUGAUAUUGAAAAUGAAAUAAGUAAGCAAACUGAAUUGCCUCAUACUCUCUGUCUAACUGACAGAACCCCUCUCCUUUUGGGAAAAGCUGAUAUAAAGAGUCCAGAUCCAAUUCCAGAGAAAAUCCCAGACAAUAUUAUGGAAGGCGAUGAUGAAGACAAACCGGAAGAUAAUCUUCAAAGUAACUUACUGUUACCAUAUAGUAAAUCCAGUCAUGAGCUUACUUCAGCAUCAGAAAAUAAACCCGAAGAAAAUGUUGUGAAAACAAUUAAAGCGAUUGCUAAUCAAACUAAAGAAAUGGUCAUUGAUUCUAAUAUGCAAAUAUCAUCAGACAUGGCCCAAGAAUCAGUUCAGAUAUCGAUACCAUCGCCGACUCCUUCUCAAGAGCGCUAUCUUAACGAUAUAACAAUGCGAGAGCAUUCGGAAACUGUAGAGGGUAAUCCUAAACAUGUUGAAUCGUUUGAAGAUAUGCUCUGUAUGCUCGAUAAUAUAGGAGACGAAGCUAAGACUUAUGGUGGAAAGCAACAACAGACUAAACUAACGAAUCCAACAACGGCUCAUAAUCCUAGCAAUCCAAUCAAUAAUCAAACUCAACAACAAGAAAAUAAAGAACAACAAGAACAGCCUUCAUUUACGUCAAGAGAACAAGAAAGAUUAAAUAUACAAUCCGCAAGUGUGCCGCAGUUGUCACCCUUAUCUCAACCCGCAGAGAUGACAUCCAAUAUGGCCAGUGUAUCACAACAGUUGAGAACUAUCAUGUCUUCACUGAAUACAAGUACUGCAAAAGUGGAAUCUCAAACUAUAACGAGAAAAAUUGGUGAUGCAACAACUCCUACUCAAGUUAAUUAUGAGAGUUUAUUACCGUCUUCAAAGGUUGAGGUCGCUACAUCGAGGCCGUCUCCUAUUCAAAGAAUUGAAAAACCACCCACAUCAAUUACUGGAACGGUAGAGUCGAUGUCGAUCAGUGCCGCCCAAGCAUUUGGAUCACGAGUAAACACAUUAUCAACAAUGGGACAGAUGCGAAAAUCACCUACUGUAUCACCCAUUAACUCGCCCGUGAAUAUGCAAAGCUCUUUAAUGAAGUCUCCAGCUCAAUCCCCACUUGUAACCAACCAAACAUUUAACCCCAAUGAGGAAUCCAUUGCGUCUUCUAUGCCAUCGCAAAUAAUUCAAAUGCCUGCUCUUUCAAAAAUUCAAAGCAAUUUAAGCAACCCGCAACUUAUACAUUCUCAUAACACAAUAACAACAAGUAUUAGCAGUUUUCAGAAAUCUCAAGUGUUACCAACCAGUAUAUUAGGCCAUACCUUACUUCAACCGGCUAGGCAAAUCAAUACUAGUAAUUUACAAUUUAAUCCUCAAAAUAUAAGUUCCAGUCAACCUCCAGCUCUUGUAAUGACGUCGAGGUCUAUAAUGAGUAAUAAGGAACCAGCUCCUAAUGUAACCGUUCGUACGCAUAGUAUUGUAAAUCCAGCAUUGAGUCAAAUGCAAGUUAAGCAAACUCAAGGCCCCCUUAAUUUUAUUACUUCAUCAAAAUUAUUACACACUCAAUUGACAUCACCUUUGAAAAGAUCAAAAUCAACUGAUGAGCCAAAAAGCGAAGUUAUUGUGGGGCACAUACAACCUACAAAGCGACACAGUGUGGAGUCUGUCAUUGUAAAAUCAGAACCUAUGGAAACAGAUGAUGCGAAUGCGUCGACUGCAUCUGAUAAUGUAGCUAAUAAAAAUUCACCACAAUUGAGCGCGAAUCAAAGAAAUGAUGAAUCACAGAAUGUAUUAUUGAAACAAUUGUUGCAAACGACAACGACGACGUCGAAUGUUGUACCACAAAGGACAGUAACAAUUCAGAGAACUGCUCCAGCUCUUGGGACAAUACCUUCACUAGAAGCGCAAUUAGCGAGACCAUCUAUUCCUCCACCUACACUGUCCUUAACACAAGAUGUAGAGAUACCCAAAAAUUCACCAAGGCACAUCACAAGCAUCAGUCAACCGUUUACAAGUCGAUCAAUAACAUCUAUUCCCACGUCUUCCAUGUCACCGAUGUUGCAGACAUCCACACAAUCUUUAAUGGAUGUUAGAAAGCAACCUGUGAAGUUGUUAAAUAAAGAAGAUACUACACCGAUUCCCGAAUGUUCUCCUACUAUGAAGACUAUGCCUAUGUACCCAAUGAGUGUCGAGAGCCAACAAAUGUUGCAACAACAAAUAAUAAAGAAGGAAGUUCUUCCCCCGCAGCAAAGUCCAGUGCAUAGACCUUUUACACCUAUGGAUGUAAAAAAAGAACUUCUCGAUGAAAGCUCUCAGCAAUCUGCAACUUCUGGGGUCUCGACUGCAUCCGAUCAAGGAAAGCUCGAUCAGCCAAUGAAAGAAGAAUUCCCUGAAAGUGUAAUUAUGGAUAACGCUUCGGAAAUUAAUCCUUCUGAAACGCCAUCCGAGGCUAAGAAACGUAAGAGGAGAGAAUAUCAACAGAAAAAACGAAAACAACUACAAAUGAAUUUGAAGGCGGCAGCCGAAAAUGGUAUUCACGCUGCUGCGAAGAAACGACCUCGUAAAGGCUCUAGGUAUGAAGAAGAUUAUGAUACCUUUAUUGAUAAUUUAAUGGCUCAGCUACGUCUGUUACCACCAAUGCAAAUACAAGAACCAUCAUUAACUACCAACUUUGCUGUUUGUCCAUUAUUUGGAUCAGGCGAUUUGACAAAAUUGAAAAAUAAAGAUUACGAUAUUUUGAAAGGAGAUUUAGUAGGUGAAUUUGGAAAUGCAAAGAUACCAAACGUCGCUGAUUAUUAUAAUACUAAACCAUUUGGAGAGGAAGAACCAUUGCCUGAAAAACCAACAGCAUCAACGCAAAGAGGGUUUUACGAUCAAGAAUUUCAACCAAUACUAUUCGAAGAGGACCCUGAAGACAAAAAGCUUGAUUUUAUUUGUAAAGAACGAGAUACAGAUACUCCUGACACUAUUGUCAGUUGUUCAAGUCCGGAAGGUUUUGAAGUAGAACCAGACGAUAGAUUCCCAGGACUUAAAUUAAUUGAUGAUGACGAUGAGGAGGAAGACGACGAUAUGCUUUUAUCUGGUCGUGUUUCACCCAUUAUACCUCUAAUUGCACCUAUACCUAUUCGCGUUAAACCCUUGUCCUUGUAUCAAUUGAGAGACGAAGAAGAUGGUCAAAAACAACUCAAAUCUAUCGAAGGUGAUUCACUUGUAAAGACUAAGAUGGAGGAUUCACCAGGAAAUACGGAAAAUAAUGAAAAUGUCACCGUUACCUUAACGCUAACUUCAGGGGCUGCAGAAGAUAUACUGGGAGUACUCAAAGAGCUUGCUGGAAUAUUGCAUAUUCCUCCUCCAACGUCAUAUCAAAUCGUUGAACGUACAGCUACGCCGCCAUCACAUAAAUUAGGAUUGUAUAGGUCAAAAGGAAAAGAUGGUAAAGAGGGAGCACCAAUUGACAUACAAAGCAUUUUAAAUGGAGCUGCAAAGUUCUGUCGACAUUGCGAUGUUGUCAUAUUAGAUUCAGUUGUUAGAGCUAAAGCUUCCGAGUUUCCAUUGCUAGCAGCAAACAAAGGUAACGCUGAAGAAAUACUGUGUGAUAGUGACUCAGAGUUAUAUUUCUGUAGCACUCAAUGUUACGAACGGUUUGCCUGGAGACCGACAAAUAUUAUUCUUGAUGGCAAGAGUAAAGCAGCCAUAAAAGAAGAUAACAAAUCUGACAUAGAAACGAAUUUAUCGAAAGAUCGUGAUGAUUUCGAUACGGCUUCAACAGAAAGUAUGGAAACUGAUGAUUUGGAUAUAAAACCAGAUAUUAAAGACGAAAAGAUGGACUUGUCAUUUAUGGAUUCAUUAGAUAACGAUGAACUGAUGAAAGAAGUGGGUGAUGAUGUAAGCGCACUGGAUGAAGAUUUGAAAAGUGAACAAGACGAAAAGAGUAAUCAAAGCGUAGAAAAAGAGAAAUAUAAGGGAAUUCGUUACAAAUUAUGGGCACCAGGUUGCAUCGGACCGCCAGUUAAAUACAAACGGCCAACUGAUAGAGAACUCACCGAGUUGGUAUUCCGCACCGGUGUUGCUAUUAUGCCGGUUACCAACGAGGAUUUCCGUAAGUGUGAGCUUUGUGGUAUUCAAGGAGACGGUGUAGCAGAUGGCGUAUCGAGGUUACUCAACUGUGAUGUAGAUAGAUGGGUGCACUUAAAUUGUGCGUUGUGGUCUGAAGGCGUAUAUGAAACUGUCAGUGGUGCUCUUAUGAAUGUGGACAACGCACUCGCGGCUGGUUCAAACGCGACGUGCGCAGUUUGCAGGCGAUUGGGAGCCACCGUGAGAUGCUUCAAAGUUAGAUGUGGAAGCGUUUACCAUCUUGGAUGCGCUGUGAAAGACAACUGCGUGUUCUACAAAAACAAAACUGCUUUCUGCGCUUCACAUGCUCCUAAGAACGAGAAAGACAACGAAUUAACAACUCUAAGCGUGCAACGUCGCGUAUACAUAUCACGCGACGAGCAACGCCAAGUCGCGUCUGUGAUGUUACACUCGGACACAAAUCACCUGAUUCGAGUUGGAGGACUCAUCUUCUUAAGUCCCGGUCAUCUGCUACCGCAUCAAUUAGCUGCAUUCCACACGCCUAACUAUAUUUACCCUAUUGGAUAUAAAAUCGUCCGCUUCUUCUGGUCAAUGAGCCGCGCGAACAGCCGCUGCCGCUACGUGUGCUGGAUAUCGGAGGAGGAGGGCAGGCCGCGCUUCCACGUGCGCGUGCAGGACGACUCGCGCCACGAGAUGUGCGCGCCCACGCCGCGCGCCGCCUGGGCUGCUGUUCUCGAUGCAGUGGCAACUUUAAGAGAAGGCAGAAAUGAGGAUGGCAUUUUGAAACUGUGGCCCAACUAUGUGACUGGAGAAGAUUUGUUUGGUCUCACUGAACCAGCUGUUGUCAGAGUUUUGGAAAGUUUACCCGGUAUCGAGACGCUAACCGACUACCGCUUCAAGUUCGGCCGCUCAGCACUACUAGAGGGCGGGCUAGCAGUGAACCCGUCAGGCUGUGCCCGCAGCGAAGCCCGAUGUGCCCGCGUGUGGCGGCGCCCGACCCGCUCGCUGGUGCCCGCGCAGCCCCCGCCCGCGGCGCUCGACUCGCCCGCGUGCCCCUACUCCAAACAGUUCGUGCAUACCAAGAGCAGCCAGUAUAAGAAGAUGAAGCUGGAGUGGCGGAACAAUGUGUAUUUGGCUAGAUCUAAAAUCCAAGGCCUAGGACUGUACGCAGCGCGAGACCUGGAGAAGCAUACUAUGGUAAUAGAAUACAUUGGUGAGAUCAUUCGUUCCGAACUGUCCGAAAUUAGAGAGAAGCAAUAUGAAGCUAGGAACCGCGGCAUCUACAUGUUCCGGCUGGACGAGCGGCGCGUGGUGGACGCCACGCUGUGCGGCGGGCUGGCGCGCUACAUCAACCACUCGUGCCAGCCCAACUGCGUCGCCGAGACCGUCGAGGUGGACCGCCACCUGCGCAUCAUCAUAUUCGCCAAGCGCCGCAUCUCGCGCGGCGAGGAGUUGGCGUACGACUACAAGUUCGACAUAGAAGACGACGCUCACAAAAUCAUGUGCAUGUGCGGCGCGCCCAACUGCCGCAAGUGGAUGAACUAAACCGACACUAUAUUUCACAUAAUUAUCACAAAACUUUAAUAUUAGGUAUUCAAACAAGUCGGUCGGAAAUAAUAGGUUAUGAUGCGUGUAUAGACGGUAAUAAGUGAAGGCUAUGAGUGUUAGUUAGAUGUACCAAAGUGAAAUCACUCUAACGUAGUCAAAUUGUUGUAAACACGUAACGGUAUACACUUUUAAGCUCAUGUGUGAUCUAUUUUAUAAGACUAUAAUAAUUUUACAAGAUAGUUUUGAUUAAUUUGUACGUGACCACUCACAGAGGUUAAAUAGUUUAAUCAUAAUUUUAUAUAGAAAUCAUUGUUAUUAUUAAAAGUUUUUAGACAAGAGUUUUCCGAAUAUAUAAAAAUUAAGUAUUUCUGUAGAUUAAGGUAUAAUUAUUAUUUUUUUGCUAUUCAUUCUUGAAAUAUUUCCCUUUUAUUUUGAAGAAUUUUUAUCACUUUCGAAUGUUUAUUUACUGUUGCUAUCGACUUAAUUCUAUCUAAAAUAAAUAAUAUGAUUAUGUGUAUAUGUAAAUUUAAUUAUUUUCUUUAUUGACUUGAAUGACUUUGACUUCAUCGAAAUGGGACGAUGAUCAAAAAUAUAUUUUAUGAAUUAUAAUAAUCUCAUGCGAAGUUUGCGGUAAAUAAGAUAUCCGUUUGCAUUUAGUGACGCGCGAUUCGUUUAGUCGUAGCCGUGUAUAUGAUCUGUCUAUUAGGUUAUUUAUCUACCGAAUGAUUGGUGAACUAUUUUUUUUUUAUAUUUGACCUGUGAAUAAAUGAUCGACAUUUAUUGGGACUAACAAAUAAAUAUAUCAUAUUUAUUUCGUAUAUUUUACAAUUGUAAUGAUAAUUGUAGGUACGUAAAUUAGAUGAUAUAACUUAGUGGACAGAUAAACGCCACAUCGUGCCUCACCGUUUUGUAUGUAGCACGUAGGAUAGACGUACGGACACCAGGGCGCCUUCUUUAGAUAUGUUAGAUUAGGAAAACCUCAUUUACAAUAAUACAUAUAAAUUAUAAUAAUCGGUAUAUACGCGAGAAAACAUAGCGUUUUAGAAUCUAGAACCCUAGUAUAAUAGUAGUUCUUUCUUUAACACUACUGUUUUAGUUAGAUAACGUAUUGACGUUAUAUCUUCCAUUUCAAGUUUCUUGAUUAUGUUUAUUAAAUUUAUUGUAAGUUUACUUCCUAAAAGAUUCGUUCACGAUUUGUGUCGAUUAGUUUAUAGUCAUUUAUAUUAUGAAACCACAAGAGAGGUAUUACAUUUGAAAGUAAUUAGUUUACACCAAUAUAUUUUAAAUUUACGCCCCCAUGAAUAAUCCCAAAUGUGAACAUACCUCACUCGUAGUCACGCAAAGCAAUCUUAGUGGCCAUUGUGAUUAGUGUGAGUUAUAAUGCGUGUCCUUAUAUAAUUAGCUUUAUAGUCGUGUAUAUGAAGUAUUGAAUAAUUUUUAAUACGGUGUUGGCUUUGUAAAGACGUUUGAGAGGCAAGAUUGUUUCAAAUCAUUUCGAAAUAGAUAAAUAAGCAGCCGGUAUCAUUGUGAUAAAACGUAAUCGUUAAAAAUGUUAUUUUUUCUACGACUAGAUACAUAUAUAAUUUUUCAUGUCAACAAUCUUGGCUCUCGAAUAAGCAUAAGUAUGGGCCACAUUGUGUCCCGGGCGGAGCACCUACAGGCGACGUUACGAUGUAGUUUUAAGUGUUAAAUGUGCAAUAUCAUAUGAAAGAUACCGUUUUUGUAAAUAAUUAUAAUGCAAUCGUAAUGUUUUCAAUAAGAAAUAAUCAUGUAUUAGGUUUAUGUUAAAAUGCGUGGAACACAAUCUGAGUGAUGUUACAUUGCUUUCCAUCAAAUUAUUUAUUAUAAUGCAUUCCCAUUCAUUUACAGCGGUAACAAGUAUCACUAUCAUGAGAAGGAAUUGUGUAUGUUUGUGAAGGUUCUAUUUAAAAUAUUUUAGAAUUAAUAUUUUUGUCACAUUUUUUCCAUUCAUUAAAACUUUUAAUUAUUUAAA